GAUCAAACCCGUUCCUCACCAUCAGCCCAGCGUCAACCUGCCACUAUAAAAUGGACCCAACAUGGGUGAGGAGGAAAAGGUGAGGAGAAGGUAAGAGUGAGGAGUAGUCCAAAAAAACAAAAACCUAGGACAAAUCAAGACGGAGAAAAGAUGUCUCACGGAACCAGUGGAACCAGUGGAACCAGUGGAAGCAGAAUCUUCAUGACAGUCCUGUACUUGGUGGCGUCCUGCAGCUCCGUCCCCAUCAACGACCUGUUGGACCGAGUGUCUCAGCGCUCUGACAAAAUCCACUCCCUCAGCACCACACUCUCCCAGGAGCUGGACUCCCAGUUCCCCCUGAUGGGCCGUGUGAUCACCCCCCGUCCGUACAUGUGUCACACCUCGUCCCUGCAGACCCCCAACGACAAGGCCCAAGCUCUUCAAGUGUCUGAGUCGGACCUGCUGUCUCUGGCCCGCUCUCUGCUCCAGGCCUGGGUGGACCCCCUCCUGGUCCUGUCCUCCUCGGCCAGCUCUCUGCCACACCCAGCGCAGAACGCCAUCGCCACCAAGAUCCGGGAGCUGCAGGAACAUUCCAAGAGUCUGGGCGACGGCCUGGACAUCCUGUCAGGAAAGAUGGGUCCGGCUGCCCAGAACCUCUCCCUCCUGCCCUACAGUGGAGGCAACGACAUCGGCCAGGACAGAAUUUCCAGAAUUAUUCAUUUGAAUUUCCUGAUGUCCUGCUUCCGACGGGAUUCCCACAAGAUCGACAGCUUCCUGAAAGUCCUGCGUUGUCGGGCUACUCAGCCGCAACCUGAGAUGUGCUAAGAAGAGAGUAUGGGGGGGUG
This is a messenger RNA of Cynoglossus semilaevis (tongue sole), 824 nucleotides long. RefSeq names its product prolactin (gene prl). Gene Ontology annotation, cellular component: extracellular region. Gene Ontology annotation, molecular function: hormone activity. NCBI's taxonomy places the organism in Eukaryota, Metazoa, Chordata, Actinopteri, Pleuronectiformes, Cynoglossidae. The record is from RefSeq and is a predicted model, not a curated record. The transcript is spliced from 5 exons. Gene Ontology annotation, biological process: response to nutrient levels; positive regulation of cell population proliferation; positive regulation of receptor signaling pathway via JAK-STAT. Bases 151 to 804 code for a protein of 217 amino acids.